Geodia barretti is the source of this 868-nucleotide messenger RNA. Lineage: Eukaryota; Metazoa; Porifera; Demospongiae; Tetractinellida; Geodiidae. The record is from the annotation of a GenBank genome assembly.
GUGGCCAGCAGCCAUUUUUGUUUUCCCUCAUUUCUCUGUGAGACUAGACUGAGAAGACAGUUGAGUUCAGAUUAAUGGAGAAGGGGUCAUCAAAGUAGCUGAUUUUGGACUGACAGAGGACAUGUACAACACUAACUACAUUCGUCGAAGAAAAAAGAGUGAGACAGAAGAGAAAGUCCCCAUCAGGUGGAUGGCUCCUGAGAGUAUUGAAAACUGCAUCUACACCGAGGCUUCUGAUGUGUGGUCCUAUGCAGUGACAAUGUGGGAGAUAUUCACUUGUGGGAGGGUCCCAUACGCUGGAAUACAUGCCAUGUGCCUUCUGACUGAACUAAAGAGAGGAGAGAGACUGGAGAAACCUGACAACAAGGCCUGCCAUGAUGACAUAUUCAAUGUCAUGGUCUCCUGCUGGAAACUGGAAGCUGGUGAACGUCCAAAGUUCUCUGAUUUGGUAGUCACGGUGAAUGACCUCCUGGAACAAUAUGGUGGCUACCUGGAGCUCUCUCGGUUCCCAACUCUUACAGUGGCUACUACAACCUCCCCACCUCCAUCUCCUGCUGAUCAUCCUCAGAUUGAGCUGACAGAGUUGGCAGUUUCUGAGCCAGAUAUUGAUGAGAAAGAAAGUGACUUAUAAGUGUAAAUGUAUUCUUAAAGUGACUGUCUGUUAGAUAAAAGAGACUCAGUUGAUUGUAUUUUUGUACUAUUUACCCCGCAUAUAUAUGCACAGUGGUGUUGGCAUCCAUUUGAUGUCACCUUUAAGGCAGAUUUAACACUUUUAACUUGAAUAGUUCUUCUACGAAUUGGAACUGUAGUUGUGUUUGUAAUGAUUCUAUGCUAACUUUUAGAAUGGCACACUAUACUUGAGGCUAAU